Serinus canaria (Common canary) is the source of this 5312-nucleotide messenger RNA. RefSeq names its product collagen type VIII alpha 1 chain (gene COL8A1). Bases 2942 to 5161 code for a protein of 739 amino acids. Gene Ontology annotation, molecular function: protein binding. The record is from RefSeq and is a predicted model, not a curated record. The transcript is spliced from 5 exons. NCBI's taxonomy places the organism in Eukaryota, Metazoa, Chordata, Aves, Passeriformes, Fringillidae.
AGCAGUGCCCUGGAGCCAGGAGGGACAACCCUGUCCUGGGGGCAUCAGGCCGAGCAUCAGCCGGGCAGGGGAGAGGAUUGUCCCACUCUGCUCUGAGCUGGGGUGGCCUUGCCUCCAGUGCUGGGGGCAGUUCUAGGUGCCACAAUGUAAGAAGGAUAUGAACCUCUGAGAGAGCUUCCAGGGGAGGGUAAUGAAGAUGGUGAAGGGCCUUGAGGGGAAGCCAUAUGAGGAGUGGCUGAGGUCACUUGGUUGGUUCAGCCUGGAGAAGACUGAGGGGAGUUUUCCAACAAGUGGAUGUGCAGGGGAAGGAACCAAUCUCUUCUCUAUGGUGACCAUGACAGGACUCAAGGGAAUGUCAGGGAAUGAAGUUGUGUCAGGGGAGGUUUAGGUUGGAUAUUAGGAACAGGUUCUUCACUCCUUGGGUGGUUGGGCACUGCAACAGGCUCCCCAGAGAAGCGGUCACAGCACCAAGCCUGGCAGAGUUCAGAAAGUGUUGGACAAGACUCUUGGGCACAGGGUGUGAUUCUUGUAGUGCCCUAUGCAGAGACAGAAGUUGGUCUUUGAUGAUCCUUGUGAGUCCCUUCUAAUUCAGGGAAUUAAUAAUUCUAUGAAGUCUCUGCAUAAUGUUGUAACCUCAUCAGAUAAUCUUCCAUAUAAUUUCAUCACGAUGGUACUUUAAUAAUCAUUAAUAUAGGUCUAAUACUUUUUAUCCAUGUUAUAUGUUGGUAUUUAACACUUGUAAAGUGCUUUAGGAUUCCCCAAAAGAAGGAACGAAAGAAAAAUUUUUAUUAUUGUCUUCUAGAAGUAUAAAAAAGUAAGGCUAUCUUUGAGUCUGCAGUACAGUAGGACGUGAUCAGUGCAUGCAACCCACAGAACAGGGAGGAGUAUUGACUCAGUUCUGAGAACUGAAAUGGUGCUUAGCACCUGAAGCUUAAGGUCAGGAGCUAAAAAACAAACAAAUAUAUACCAACAUACAGCUAGUCCUUUAUAUUCAAACUUUUGUUCCCAAGAUAAUAAAAAAACAGAACUUCACUUCUUGAAUGUAUUGAGUUUAUAGAAAUAUCCACUGAUUUUAGAAGGGACCUACAAAAAGCUCAGCAAUUUUGAGAGAGCAGAGCAGUUUAAUCAUCAAACAAGGACGAGGGUACCUAUUUAUUAUCUACCUUCUGAAAAUUUCAACCUAGAUUUGUCUAAGUACAAAAUUAUCUGAUUAUUUGGAUGCUAGCUGAGUAGAAUUCCACUUCAUGUGUAUCACUUAGUCGCUUGAACCACUACCAAGUGCCAUAACUGAACUAACUACAUUAACUUAUUGCAGUAAGUUGUACCCUUUCUUUCCCUAUUCCCAUGUUAUAAUUAGUUUGUAUAGCCUUCCUCAAAGCACACUGUAAUCUCUUCACAGCAGAAACUCAUUUCUUAUGAGAAUUGUAAAAAUACUUCAAGUGCUGCAGAAAUAACAAACUAACAUGAAUUCUUUUCCCAGUUAGUUGCAAUAAUGUAUAAAAUGCCCUAGCCUCUGCUACAAACUUAUCUCAACUCUAUAACUAAGAUACCCAUUCAUUUUUCUACCUGCUCCUUGCCAGAUUUUAAGUCAGGAUGGACCUCUAGACUUUCCCUUAAUUGCACACUACUGUUCUCCCCUUGCUGUUCUAUCUUUCCAGCUUUCUCCAUAUCUUCCAAUAGGACACAGGUUUUACUUGUGUAUUAUGGAAAAUAAUACAGGCCUGGACGCCUCAUGCAGGAAGACACAAAAAUAGAGAAUUAGUGUAUUUUAGAUGGGUACAACUGUUUCACCUGUGGGAGCCAGUGUCUGCAAUCUGUGCCAUCCACUCUUCUAAGUGGAAAGCAAUGAAUGAGUUAAAAUGAACAAUGAAUGAUUUUACACAGAAACCACCAGGAAUGCAUAUUCCUACUGGUUUGUCUUUUUGGCUACAUUUGCCUUUUGAGAAUACCAGUUGGGAAAAUUGUUUAGAAUGCAGAAACAGCGAACAAUAAAACUGCUCUAAACUAAACUGCUAGAAAGUCAGUGUGUAGAUGGAACACGUUACAGCUGCCUCAAGAAAAAGCUGUGCAGUUCAGCAAUACAGAAACUUAGGAGGGUUCUGGAGCUGAGAUCUAGCAGAUGUUUGGAAUUUAAAGGAAGUUCAGUCCUUGAGAAAACAGACAACUUCAAAGAUCAAGGGGCUGGUUCUUCAUAGCUAUCCCUUUUCAGAAAGGGAAACACUGACCUUUCUGAUAAAGACUUUGCAUUAGUAUCUCACUGCCACAAAAAUCCUUCCAACAGAUGAAGUGAGACCUAGUAGCAUUGUAACUGAAACUGGAAUAAUUCAGAGAUUCAGAUUUAGAAAAAUAAAUACAGUAGAAAGUCUUCAGUUUACUACAGAUUUUCAGAAAAACAAACAAAACACCAAACCAAACCAAAAAAACUCCAGCAAAUAAAUCUAACACUAUUUUUCAUGUAUAUGCCAUCCAGCUUGCUUUUACUCCCUCUCUCUGUCCCCAAAGAGCACAAACCUCUACAAUGCCUUCUGAAGGCUGUCUGCCUGCUAUCUUCACUGCCCACCUACCGUAGGGAGCAGCUCCUCCCACCUGCACAUAAAAAGCCAAGUGCAUGCUACCAGCAGCAGAUCAGAGCACUUUCUCAGUCCUCCACUGUUUUGAGCCAGUGACCUUCUCUCCUUGGAUCUUGUGUACUCAAGAAAAGAAAAUGCAGAUUGUCAGAAUCCUUCAAAUUUGAUACUCAGCACUGUUAUGAUCUCUUCAUUACCGGAUAUGGAAUCUGGAUAUCAGAACUGAUAUAGUGAAGUACUCCUCUAUUAAACUGAGGACCAACCUAAAAUCAGCAAAGUAACACCGGGCCUAACACAAUCAGGAAAUCUGCGUCUCUUAGAGUGAAAAGCAGCCAACCUGUCUGUCUUCUGCCCUGUCCCAAAACCUCAAUGUGAUGGUCAUGCUGCUCUUUCCCAUGAAGCUGCUGGCAGUGACUGUCACUGUCUACCUAGAGAUGGUGAGGUCUGCUCAAGGUGGUGCCUACUAUGGGAUCAAGCAGCUGCCACCUCAAGUGCCCCAGUACCAACCCCUUGGACAACAAGUACCUCACAUGUCGCUGGGCAAAGAAGGCAUCCCAAUGCAGCACCUCGGCAAGGAGGUGCCCCGCAUGCUCUACGGGAAGGAGUACCCCCAUCUGCCCCAGUACAGGAAGGAAGUCCCGCAGAUGCCCAUGCUCGGCAAGGAUAUAGGUCCCAAGAAAGAGAAAGAAAUUCCCAUGCGCAGUCUGAGGGGUGAGCAAGGUCCCCCAGGUGAGCCUGGACCAAGAGGGCCACCAGGGCCACCAGGAUUACCAGGUCAUGGUGUACCAGGAGCCAAAGGAAAACCAGGCCCGCAAGGAUACCCAGGAAUUGGAAAGCCGGGCUUGCCAGGGAUGCCAGGAAAACCAGGGGUCAUGGGGCCCCCAGGGCCAAGAGGGGAGAUGGGGCCAAAGGGGGAGAUUGGGCCCAUGGGGAUUCCCGGACCACAAGGACCACCAGGGCCUCAUGGGCUUCCUGGCAUAGGGAAGGCAGGUGCUCCAGGGCUGCAGGGGCAACCAGGGCCAAAGGGUGAGGCUGGGAUGAAGGGGCCACCAGGAAUCCCUGGGAUCCCAGGGCCAAAAGGGGAAAAGGGGGUUGGGAUCCCAGGUUUGCCAGGUCUGAAGGGUCCACCUGGGCUGCCUGGUCCCCCCGGCCCCGUGGGACUGCCAGGGGUUGGCAAACCUGGCAUGGUUGGCUUCCCUGGCCCACAGGGACCCCUGGGCAAACCUGGACCCCCAGGAGAGUUGGGGCUGCAGGGGCCUCCAGGGCCCCCCGGGAUCCAAGGCCCUCCCGGCCCACCUGGUAUUGGCAAACCAGGCCAGGACGGCGUGCCCGGCCAGCCUGGCUUCCCGGGUGGCAAAGGGGAGCAGGGAUUGCCAGGCCUGCCGGGGCCUCCCGGCCUCCCUGGGGUUGGGAAGCCGGGCUUCCCUGGGCCCAAAGGGGAGCGAGGUGUGGGUGGUCUGCCUGGGCCCCUGGGGCCGAAGGGGGAGAAGGGGCACGCGGGGCCACCUGGUAUGGGAGGGGCACCAGGGGAGCCCGGCCAGCCAGGACUGCCAGGCAUAACAGGCCCCCCGGGGGCCGCCGGUUUCCCAGGACCUAAAGGGGAGGGGGGUGCCAUAGGGCCACCAGGACCAGUCGGCCCCAAAGGGGAACCUGGCCUGCAGGGUUUUCCAGGAAAGCCAGGCUUUCCUGGGGAAGUGGGGGGCCCGGGGCUGCGGGGUCUGCCGGGCCCCACAGGACCCAAGGGGGAAGCUGGACACAAAGGCUUGCCAGGGCUGCCGGGUGUCCCGGGGCUUGUGGGACCAAAGGGUGAGCCCGGGCUCCCUGGAGCGCAGGGGCUUCAGGGCCCCUUGGGCAUCCCGGGCAUUGCAGGUCCCAGCGGUCCCAUCGGCCCCCCUGGGCUGCCAGGGGCGAAGGGCGAGCCAGGCAUGCCCGGCCCCCCUGGCUUCCCUGGGAUAGGCAAACCCGGUGCUGUGGGGCUGCAAGGACCCCCAGGAAAGCCUGGGGCGCUCGGUCCUCCUGGCCAGCCAGGUCUUCAGGGGCCACCAGGCCCCCCUGGGCCGCCAGGUCCCCCAGUCAUCAUCCCGCCCACUCCACCAGCUGUGGGACAGUACCUGCCUGAGGUAGGACCAGGGAUAGACGGCUUGAAGCCACCCUACAGCUACAAGGGCAAGAAAGACAAGGCUGGCGGCAUUGUCUAUGAGAUGCCUGCAUUCACAGCAGAGCUUCUCAUGCCCUUCCCCCGCGUCGGGGUGCCUGUGAAGUUUGACAAGCUCCUGUACAACGGCCGGCAGAACUACAACCCCCAGACAGGGAUCUUCACAUGCGAGAUCCCCGGUGUCUACUAUUUCGCCUACCAUGUCCACUGUAAAGGCGCCAACGUGUGGGUGGCGCUGUACAAGAACAACGAGCCACUCAUGUACACCUAUGACGAGUACAAGAAAGGCUUCCUGGACCAGGCUUCAGGCAGUGCCGUGGUGCAGCUAAUGCACGGAGACAAGGUUUAUGUUCAGAUGCCAUCUGAGCAGGCGGCAGGACUCUAUGCCGGGCAGUACGUUCAUUCAUCUUUUUCAGGGUAUUUAUUGUAUCCCAUGUGAAACAAAACAGACACACACACACGCUACACACACAAAAAAUCAAAACCUUUCUCCUCUGCUUCUAACUUUUAUACAACAAAAGGCGCAUUUUAUGACCAUUUUGGACCAUCUUGUACAAGAACAAAAAUAAUAAAUACAAAGUUUAACAUUA